UUUGUAUAGGUGUGUCCCUGGUCCAUUCCAUUCAGUCUCAAAUAAACCAUGGAUGCUCCUCCUCCUUUACACAUAGCAAUGUUUCCAUGGUUUGCUAUGGGACACUUAACUCCAUAUCUUCACCUCUCAAACAAGUUAGCAUUAAGAGGACACAAAAUAUCAUUCUUCAUACCUAAAAACACACUCAACAAGUUACAAUAUCUCAAUCUUUAUCCAAAUCUUAUUACCUUUUUCCCUAUCACAGUUCCUCAUGUUAAUGGUCUUCCUCUUGAUGCUGAAACAACUUCAGAUGUGCCCUUUUCUUUAGUCCCUCUUAUUGCUACAGCCAUGGAUCAAACAGAGAAGGAUAUUGAAAUUCUUCUCAAAGAAAUAAAGCCACAAAUAGUUUUCUUUGACUUCCAAUAUUGGCUUCCAAAGUUGACUAAAAACCUUGACAUCAAAAGUCUGCAAUACAUUAUAUUGACUCCAGUAUCAACAGCUUAUCUCGGAUGUUUACAAAAACUAAGUCUAGGGAAAGAUUUAACUGAUGUUGAUAUCAUGAAACCACCUUCAGGGUUCCCUGAUUCUUGCAUCAAGUUUUAUAAACACGAACUUCGAUUCCUAGCUUCAACAAGGAAAAUUGCAUUUGGAAGUGGUGUUUUCUUAUUUGAUCGUUUGCACAUUGGUACAACCUCUGCAGAUGCAGUUGGUUUCAAAGGUUGCAAUGAAGUUGAUGGACCAUAUGCUGAUUAUAUUGAAACUGUUUUUGGAAAACCUGUUCUGCUUUCAGGUCCUGUGUUACCUGAGCCAACAAAUACAACACUAGAGGAAAAAUGGAUUUCAUGGCUUAAGGGAUUUGAAAAUGGUUCUGUGGUUUUUUGUGCAUAUGGAAGUGAAGGUCCAUUAGAAAAAAAUCAGUUUCUAGAGUUGUUGCUUGGCCUUGAGUUAACAGGUUUUCCAUUUCUUGCAGCACUAAAGCCUCCUAUUGGAUUUGAGUCUAUUGAAGAAGCUUUACCAGAAGGGUUCAAUGAAAGGAUUAAAGGAAAAGGGAUUGUUUAUGGAAGUUGGAUUCAACAACAGUUGAUUCUGGAACACCCUUCCGUUGGAUGUUUCAUAACACAUUGUGGAGCUGCUUCAAUAACCGAGGGACUUGUUAAUACGUGUCAGCUGGUGUUGUUGCCACGUCUUGGUUCCGAUCAUAUCAUGAAUGCAAGAGUGAUGAGUUCAAAAUUUAAGGUUGGUGUGGAAGUUGAGAAAGGUGAUGAAGAUGGGUUGUUUACAAAAGAAAGUGUGUGCAAAGCUGCAAAAAUUGUAAUGGAUGACGAGAAUGAGAUUGGAAGAGAAGUGAGAGCAAAUCAUGCAAAAAUGAGAAACUUCCUCCUCAGCAACAAUUUAGAGUCAUCAUGUGUUGAUAGUUUCUGUCAGAAACUUUAUCAUUUGUUCUAGCAUUUUUAGUUACAAUGAUAAAUGAUUCUUGCUUGUUCAGUUUGUUAUAAAUAAGAAUGAUCUAUGAAUUCCAAUUCAUCACCACUCAUACAUGCCUUGUAUUUUUACGCACUAAAAAAUUAAAUGUAUUGUUAUGAUAGAACUAUUUUUCCCUGAUACUUGGUUUAAGCCUUUCCACUUUUUCUCCCAAAUGUUUUGAAUUCGUUGAUGGAAGUAAAUUUUCAUGUUGGUUUGA
Messenger RNA from Medicago truncatula (barrel medic), 1660 nucleotides. RefSeq names its product cyanidin 3-O-galactoside 2''-O-xylosyltransferase FGGT1. Bases 49 to 1425 code for a protein of 458 amino acids. The record is from RefSeq and is a predicted model, not a curated record. Gene Ontology annotation, molecular function: UDP-glucosyltransferase activity. Lineage: Eukaryota; Viridiplantae; Streptophyta; Magnoliopsida; Fabales; Fabaceae. The transcript has a single exon.